Mytilinidion resinicola is the source of this 423-nucleotide messenger RNA. Its product is annotated as altered inheritance of mitochondria protein 31, mitochondrial. Gene Ontology annotation, cellular component: mitochondrion. The transcript has 2 exons. The record is from RefSeq and is a predicted model, not a curated record. The annotation marks the transcript as partial. Lineage: Eukaryota; Fungi; Ascomycota; Dothideomycetes; Mytilinidiales; Mytilinidiaceae. Gene Ontology annotation, biological process: mitochondrial respirasome assembly.
AUGUCGGGAGAAACACCCCUCCCCUCCUCCUUCGACGGCAAUGCAGAUUUCUACAACGAAAACCGCGCCGAGAAAUUCUUCCGCCGGCUUCGCGAAGAACCGCUCGUUCCCCUAGGCUGCGUCCUUACCGUCGCGGCCCUCAUCGGCGCCACCCGCUCCAUCCGCCGCGGUGAUGGCAACCGCACGAAUGUCAUGUUCCGCCGCCGCAUCUACGCGCAAGGCUUCACCAUCGUCGCCAUGUUGGGUGGCAGCAUAUACUACCAGGAGGACCGGAAUAAGCGGAAGGAGUAUGAGGGCGUGGUGGCCGAGAAGCUGCGCCUGGAGAAGCGGGAUAAGUGGAUUAAGGAAUUGGAGGUCAGAGAUGAGGAAGAGAAGGCAAUGAAGGCACAGGUGGCGAGGAGGAGGACGAGGAGGGAGGGGCGG